Hippopotamus amphibius kiboko is the source of this 438-nucleotide messenger RNA. Its product is annotated as cAMP-specific 3',5'-cyclic phosphodiesterase 4B-like. The record is from RefSeq and is a predicted model, not a curated record. The transcript is spliced from 3 exons. Bases 1 to 438 code for a protein of 145 amino acids. Lineage: Eukaryota; Metazoa; Chordata; Mammalia; Artiodactyla; Hippopotamidae.
AUGAAGAAGAGCAGGAGUGUGAUGACAGUGACGGCCGACGAUAAUGUUAAAGAUUAUUUUGAAUGUAGCUUGAGUAAAUCCUACAGUUCUUCUAGUAACACACUUGGGAUCGACCUCUGGAGAGGGAGAAGGUGUUGCUCAGGAAGCUUGCAGUUGCCACCACUGUCCCAAAGGCAGAGCGGAAGGGCAAGGACUCCUGAGGGAGAUGGCAUUUCCAGACCGACCACGCUUCCUUUGAUGACACUUCCGAGCAUUGCCAUUACAACUGUAAGCCAGGAGUGCAUCUGUUCUAUUCAAGCCAAGCCUACUGUGGUGAUCUUCAUGGAGACAAUUCAGUGGUUUCUUAGCAACCAAGUUUCCUGUGGUUUCCUUGGUUAUAAGCAACGACAUAACUCUUGUGGGCAACUUCAAAAGCUCAGAAGAAAACCCUCCUUCUAA